Molecule: messenger RNA, 1683 nt
Organism: Miniopterus natalensis
Lineage: Eukaryota; Metazoa; Chordata; Mammalia; Chiroptera; Miniopteridae
Source: RefSeq, a predicted model, not a curated record
GCAGAUUUGCAAUGAUAUGGUGAACCCAAAGGCUGGAACCGAAGUGAUUUUCUUAGCUCUUUAGUUUGAACGACAGUGAGCUGUCUACCACCACCCAGUAUGGCUAAAAGUGCAGAGGUCAAGUUGGCAAUAUUCGGAAGAGCAGGCGUGGGAAAGUCAGCUCUUGUAGUGAGAUUUCUGACCAAGCGGUUCAUCUGGGAGUACGAUCCCACCCUUGAAUCAACCUACCGCCACCAAGCAACCAUCGAUGAUGAAGUUGUCGCCAUGGAGAUACUAGAUACUGCUGGUCAGGAAGACACCAUUCAGAGGGAAGGACACAUGCGAUGGGGGGAAGGCUUCGUGCUGGUCUAUGACAUCACUGACCGAGGAAGUUUUGAGGAAAUGCUGCCACUUAAGAACAUUCUGGACGAGAUCAAAAAGCCCAAGAAUGUGACUCUCAUCUUGGUGGGAAACAAAGCUGACUUGGACCACUCCAGACAGGUUAGUACAGAAGAAGGGGAGAAGCUGGCCACGGAAUUGGCGUGUGCUUUUUAUGAGUGUUCCGCCUGCACCGGGGAAGGGAACAUCACGGAGAUAUUCUACGAGCUGUGUCGAGAGGUGCGUCGCCGGAGGAUGGUCCAGGGCAAGACAAGGCGACGCAGCUCCACCACGCACGUCAAGCAGGCCAUCAACAAGAUGCUCACCAAAAUCAGUAGUUAGGCGGCUCCAUGCUUGCCAAGGCCCUACCGAGGUGGGUCGGGUCAUUGGAAACACUUUCUUGCCCCUUUGCCUUUUAUAUCCCCCCUCCCCCAAAUAAAAGAAAAUACUCCAGCCCUUGUUCUGACUCUGGGAAAUGUCUGAGCUCCCCCCUUGUUCCCAGCUUCCUGUAUGCUGAGAAGUUAUCGAGUGUUUUGUGCAAUUUCAGUGCUGAGAGUUACUCCCUUCCCUGCUUGAAUAAGGUACACUUUAUUGCAGUUUCAACAUGUAAUCACCAGAGAUUCUGAAAUGGCUGGGUUCAUAUAAAGCUAUUUUUAGGCAUCUUCACUUUGCUUCUGUAGGUUGAAUUCUUUUCAAAGGCUUUUUUAAAAAUUCCAUUUCUUGUCAAAGUCUACAAAUGAUCACCUUAGAAGUUCAAGAUAAUAGAAAAUACAGUACAAAUGCAGGAAGAGUAGCUAAAAUAUUGGAGCAGAAAGGAGCGUCCUAGUUCCUAUUUGAAGCAAGGGUUUUCUGAAUUAUCUUAAAUUAUCUAGUUUUUCUUUAACCCUUAUUUUGUUCCUAGAUUCAAGCAUGUUCUCACAAGGUUUUCCAUUGUGGAAUAGAGAAUUCCAUUUCAAUUUGAGUUGGUUCUCUCAAUGAUCUUUUUAUUGAUCAUCUCACCCUAAUUCUUCCUCUGUAACUCCAACAAGAUUCCCUUAGAGGCAGCAGGACCCCUCAGUUCAGAACUGAAUAGCCCCUUUCCCACCAAGACACUGGGAAUCUUUUCAUCAAACCCUAACAGAGGGUUUAGAAUUAGAGAUGUCUGAUUCGUUUCUCUCUCUGCCUAUCAUCUUAGCAGAAAAACAAGUCUGAAAAGCAGGAAAAUUAAGAAUUAAGCUAAACUACCCUUAUGUUGGGGAUCCCAAGGCUCUAUGCCAGACACAGUAAGAAAAAUUAGCCUCUGAUUCAUUAAGGUGGUUACGUGAAGUCAUGUAAUACAGGGUGGGG